AUGACUAUUCUGAAGUUUGUGCUCAUUUUCUCCUGCUGUGUGAUUUUCACCACUUCCGCCUUGUUGCCGCAUCCUCACCGGGUACAUCGACAUCUAAGACAGUAAGUUGAACGUUUCGAAAUUACAGGUAUCUGUCAUAUUCUCCCGUUUUCAGUGACUACACAUUCGAAAGAAACUGCUUCUUCUCGCCAGCCCAAUGUCUACUCGGAAACUUCCCGAGAAGUUCCAGUUUGCAACCAAUGCUCAACGUUUUCGAGGACAGUUCCCUGACCAAGAUCUACUCCCGACUUUUGAUCUCCAAUAACAAACCGUCUUUUUUCGGCUCCAGGAAAUAG
Caenorhabditis sp. 36 PRJEB53466 is the source of this 335-nucleotide messenger RNA. The record is from the annotation of a GenBank genome assembly. NCBI's taxonomy places the organism in Eukaryota, Metazoa, Nematoda, Chromadorea, Rhabditida, Rhabditidae.